Cyprinodon tularosa is the source of this 4601-nucleotide messenger RNA. It is a transcript of the gene tbc1d2, whose product is annotated as TBC1 domain family, member 2. NCBI's taxonomy places the organism in Eukaryota, Metazoa, Chordata, Actinopteri, Cyprinodontiformes, Cyprinodontidae. The transcript has 17 exons. The coding region runs from base 287 to 3634 and encodes 1115 amino acids. The record is from RefSeq and is a predicted model, not a curated record.
UACUUCAGGAAGCUGGGGGUUUCCUGCUCUUAGUUUGAAGUAAGGAGCAGAAGUUGGGAGUGUGUCUGUGUGUUUGGGUGGGAGGGGUCCGGGCAGGAGAACAAGGAGAGACAAGGUAUGAGACGCGAGGUGCUGAGAUAAGGACACGCGACACAAACAUCAACAACAGAGGAGCUUUUUUUCAGCGGAUGGUUCCGCAGAGACCCUCAGCUCCUGUUCCCGCCCCUCUCAGCCACCAGGUGCGCUCAGUCCCCGCCCCCUCAGUUUUUCUUCUAUUCUAAUCAGGAUGGAGGGAAGCGGCGCCACAGGAAAUCCCAGCAGCGCCCCGUAUUACUCACUUCCUGCCCUUGCCGACUCUGAUCCGCUGCUUUCAGACAUACAGAACCAGCAGGAAGACCUGCAGACUAGAGCGCCUAAAUGUUUGUCCAGGUCUCAGGGUCCAGCAGGAACACCAGAACACCCUGCAGAGCAACUGAAAACAGGAUGUUCUAUGGAAGACGACCCAGAUCCAAGUCAGAGCAGUCCAAAUGACCCAAAACCAAGUUUUGGUCAGCAGGAACAGACAAAAGACCCUCCUUCUAAAAAAGAUUCAACCAGAGCUGGAGAUCAUUGUUUGGGACAGAAGGAACCAGGAUGUUCUGCAGGACCAGAACCUUGUAGUUCCACAGAUCAGGAAACUGAAGAAAAACCUCCUCCAGGACCCUCUGAAGUUCUAACUGCAGGAUCUACUUCCUCUGUGGAUCUGUCAGACGGAAAAGAAGAGGUCUGUGUCUCAGAGUCUUUAAACCAGCAGAACCACCAGAAUCUGGAACAAAUUUCUCCACCUACACCAGAGGAAAAUCAGAACCUGGAGAACGUUGAACAACAUCUGGACCAUCAGCAGCCCCCUCCCCCUGUUGAACAGCAGAGCCACCUGUCUCCUCCCUCCCUCUCUGUGAAUCUGGCUCCUCCCCUCACCAUCGAACUGUUCUGUGACCAGGUGGGACCCUCCCCUCUUCAUUCUUCUCCCGGUGAGUCCAAACUGUGUGGCUACCUUCAGAAGCAAGCGGGCCCCCUGAGGGCCUGGAAGCUACGUUGGUUUACCUACGAGGAGGAGAAGAACCAGCUGUUCUAUUACCGCACGCCCCAAGAUGUGAUGCCACUGGGCCGGGUGGAGCUCAGCGCAGCCACCUUCACCUACCCUCUCAAGGCAGAGAGUGGCACCUUCCACAUCAAGACGCCCGAUCGCACUUUCAUCCUUAAGGCGGUGAGUCAGGAGCUGAUGCUCUACUGGCUGCAGCAGCUGCAGGUGAAGCGGUGGCAGCACCGACCGGUCUCUGUCUGUUCAGAGCAGACCAACAACAAUAACAACAUGACAGAUGACUUCCUGCCUAUCUCCAAGAGUCCCGUUGGCCUGGCCAUCGCUCCGACUCAACCCACGGCGCUCGCCAGAAUGUCCAUUAAACACCCGCUCAUCCAGAUCCAGAACUCAGUCCACAGUCUGAGGAAGAGAACCUCUCAGGACUCCAGUCAGAGUGUGUUCUACACAGACGUUCUUCCAUGGAUCAGUACCACCGUGCCAGCAGAUGGCAGCAAAGUCACUUCAGAAUGUCCUCCUGAGGCCCCGCCGCCUUCGGACCCCAUGGGUGAUCCAGCAGGUCAGAGGUCAGCUCCUGAAGGCAGGGAGUCUUCAUCACCAUUGGGCGACAGAAGCAGAAGGAGGAAGGCGCGUGGAUCAUCCACCAUGCCACCCUCUCGCAGGGACACCAUGUCUUCGUCCUCGGAGCGGACGUCCCGCCUUCAGCAGGAGAAACAGAUGCUGAUGGAGGAGGUCAAAGCUCAGAAGGAGCUGGUCUGGAUCCUCCAUAAAGCCCUGGAAGCGUCCCAGCUGGAGAAAAGGACCUGUGCAGAGUUUCUGGCAGAGGAGGACGAGCAGCACCGCCUGGAGCUCCUGCGCCACCGUGAGCGGCAGGCGGCCGACCUUCGGCGGCAACUGGAGGAGACCAAGAUGGAGGCACAGAAUCUUAGGAGGACGCUUUCUGACAAAGACGCUCAGCUGGCUGAGCUGCAGAGGAGCAUCAGGCUGCUGACGGAGAAGAACGCGGCCAAGCAGCAGGUGAUCAUGAAGCUAUCUGAUCAGGUGACGUCCUGCCUGUCUGAACCACAGCAGUCCGAUGCCUCUGGUAGCGCCCCAAGCUCACAGACCCACAAGCAGCUUCAGCAGCAGAUUGAGAACCUCAAGGAUGACAUGGAGGCAUAUAAAACCCAGAACAAAUUCCUGAACUCGGAGAUCUACCAGCUGACCAAGCUGUGGAGGAAAAGCUCAGAGCAGGAGAGAAGCCUGAUGGUGAAGUGUUCCUAUUUGGAGGCCACCAACUGCCAGGUGGAGAGUCGUUACCUGGGCGUCCUGAGGAAGCUGCAGGAUGCCAAAUCUCUGGCUCCUGAGCAGCAGGAGGCCGUGCAGAAGAUGAUUGAGGACGCUCUGAGAGGAGAGCUCAAGAGUGUAAUGAAGCUCAGCGCUGACAGGGAGUAUGACGAGUACGGCUUUAAGAUCAUUCCAGACUACGAGGUAGAGGACAUGAAGCUGCUGGCCAAGAUCCAGGCUCUGGAAAUCCGAUCCCACAACCUUUUGCAGCAGGACAGAGUGGAGCGCCCCCUGCUGGGCCGCUGGGCACAGUACCUGGCUGGCCGGUCAGAGUAUGACUUGUGUCCCUCUCCUGAGCUCAAAGCAUUGCUUCGUGGAGGCGUCCCACGGGAAUACCGGCAGAGAGUGUGGGGCUGGCUGGUCCGGGCCAGAACCAGAACCAUCCGGGAGCAGCACCCUCAACGGUACCAGCAGCUGUGUGAGAAGAGCAGAACUUCAACCCACCCAGCUUCCAGACAGAUCCAACUGGACCUUCACAGAACCCUGACAACCAAUCAGAAGUUCUCUUCACCAUCCAGCCCUGCCCUCCAGCAGCUCCGCCGCAUCCUGUUGGCUUUCUCCUGGCAGAACCCGGCGGUCGGUUAUUGCCAGGGACUCAAUAGGUUAGCAGCAAUCGCUCUUCUCGUGCUUCAGAACGAAGAGGACGCCUUCUGGUGUCUGGUGGCCGUGGUGGAGGUAAUCAUGCCUCAGGAUUACUACACCAAGAACCUGGUGGCCUCUCAGGCUGACCAGCGGGUACUAAAGGACUUCAUGGCAGAGAAGCUUCCUCGACUGGCGGCUCACUUUGAGACUCACGGGGUCGAUGUGUCGCUGGUCACCUUCAACUGGUUUCUGGUGGUCUUUGUGGAGAGUCUGCCCAGUGACAUCCUGCUGCCGGUGUGGGAUGCUUUCCUGUAUGAGGGCACCAAGGUAAUCUUCAGAUAUGCUCUGGCCCUGUUCAAAUACAAAGAGGAAGACAUUCUGAAGAUCCAAGACAGCACAGAGAUCUACCAGUACCUGCGCUUCUUCACCAAAACCAUCUCUGACUGCAGGAAACUGACCGCCAUUGCUUUUAAUGACAUGAACCCAUUUCCCCGCCGCCUGCUGAGGAACCGCCGUGCACUGCACCUGGAGCGCCUGCAGGGAGAACUGCUGGAGCUGGAGGAACAGCAGAAGGAGUUUGUGACAGAGAGCACAGAGCGGAAAGAUAAGGAGCUUGAAAUGGCGAGCGAAGAUGAUGAUGAACUUUAAUGGCAUCGUUAUGUUUUUCUGACCACUGGAUCCGACUGAAAACCAUCAAGCUGUAAUCUGCUGUACAGUAACUGGUUACCAUAGUAACCAUAGUUGUGGAUUCUUGAAUCAGUUCUGCACAUCAGGAACAAUAGUAUCACCUUGUUGUGCAAGAUUUCGCAUUUGAAGGCAGAAAGCAGCAGCAUGCACUGUUGGAGGGAUUGAUAAUCGUACAAAAAGUCUUCCAGAACUUUCUAGAUUAUCAGUGAAGCUGUAGCUUUUCUUACUGUUGCUCAGGUUCAGAUAAUUAAAAACCCUGAAAAGGGUCUUAACAUGAUUUAGUUAACACUUUGCAUCAAGCUUUCAGCUGCAGAGCAUCUCCUACCUUCAACCCCAGGAGAUCAGACUGCUGUCGCUGGAGCCCAGAGACUGAGUUCAGCCUAAAGCUUCUGUUUUUCACAGACUUCAAUAACUCCCAAAAACUUACCAGCAACAGAGUUUAACGAAGACUCUGCCAUAGCGGUCAAAAACUUGUUUCCCUUUAUGGGUACGAUGCAUUCCUUCUACCUGUUGCCCCUUACUCUAGAUCAGAUGUCACGGAUUAGCGGACAAGGAUCCAGAUGCGGACCCACCAACUGGCUAAUACGGACCCACCCUGAUUUAAAAUAUUUAUAAAUUGCUGCAUGUUGUCUGACGAAAGUGUCUAACUUCACUUGCAACGCUUCUCGUCUUAACAUGGAAAGCGCUCCGGAGCAUCCGGGACCAGGCUACACAAGAUACAAAUUAGCCAAUGAGCUGCGUCAGUCAGACUACGAGCCACUUUUAGACACAGCAGGCAAGCUGGGCGGUGUGAAAGAAGGAAUAGACGAUGAGAAAAAGAGAGUAGAGAAAGAGUAGACUGCUGGAAGAACCACUGUGAACUGGUGGAAGAAAAGUGAAAUGGUGUGCUGAAAGAUGUCCCUGCACAUUUUGAGUAUGUUUGGCUCAA